CAGAGGCAGUAGAAGUAGCGACGCGAGACGACGGCGGGCGGACGGGCGCGGAGGCGCAUACGGUGAACGGUGCGACCGUGACCGGUCCAGGACGGUGACAUGUUGUCAGCGCUGCUCAGACAGGAGGUGAAGGUGACAGAGAAGAGGACAGAGCAGGCCAGGCAACCGGAGGGCGGCGGUCGACUGUACGCCGUCGUCUGGUGGCUGAGCCUCGUCUCACUGGUGAUCGUCACCAGCCUGCUCCGCUACUACCAGAUCGGAGACCCGCCAGCCGUCACAUGGGACGAGUACCAUUUCUUGAGGUUCUCUCAGCAUUACUUGAAUGGGACGUACUUUCAAGAUGUGCAUCCUCCGCUGGGAAAGAUGAUAAUUGGCGGCAUCGGGUACCUGGCCGGCCAGAAUCGAACCCAACUGGUCAACGUCAAACAUGUCUACCAGUAUCCGUACGACCAGUGGUACAUCUUCAUGAGAAUGGGUGUGGCGACAUUCGGCAUUUUGCAGGUGAUCACCUCGUUCCUGACCGUCUGGGAGAUCAGCAGGUCUCUGUCAGCAGCCUUCAUGACGGCCGUUCUCAUCGUCUGUGAUCCGGCAGCCCAUGCCUUGAAUCGACUGGUCAUCCUGGACCCGAUUCUGCUCUGGUUCAUUCUGUUAUCGACCUUCUGCGGCGUCAAAUUCGCCUCACAACGACACAAUCCGUUCGGGCUGCGCUGGUGGCUGUGGAUGACGGCCACCGGCGUCGCCCUGGGUCUCACCAUGGCCGUCAAGUACGUGGGCGCGUUUGUCGUGGCCCUGAUCGGAGUGCAGGCCGUGUAUGACCUCUGGGAGCAGUACUGCGACCUCACCGCCAGCCUGUGGAACUUGGUGAAGCACGUACUGGCGCGCUGCGUGGGCCUGAUUCUGGUGCCGCUCCUGCUGUACCUGGCCACGUUCGCCCUCCAUCUACAGAUACUAGACGAAGGGUCGACAAUGCCUGGGAUUGGCCUGGGCUCGGCCCAGUUUCGUCUGUCGUUCCCUGAUAACGUGAUCGGCCAGCGGACUCCCCCGGUGGUCAUGUACGGGGCACAGGUCACCAUACUGAGUACAGUACCGGCCAUCGGGUACCUGACCACCUCGUACGACCUCUACCCGCCCGAGUUCACCGCGGAGCAUCAGAUACUCUCGUUCGAUAUGAACAUGGACGAACUGAACGCAUGGGCAUUCAAGCACGCCGAUGACGAAGACAUUGUCGACCUGCGCUCUCCUGACUACGUGCCGGAACCGGUGAUGCACGGCGAUCUGGUGCGUCUGUUGAACGUCUUCACGGAGCGGCAUCUUCAGACCCAUCGGCUACCGGCCGCCAUCACCAAACACAUGUACAUGGCCUGUGGCUACGGCGAGAUCGGCGAGUUUCCCGAGGGCGGCGUGUGGCGGGUGCUGGUGGACGACCCCUCUGCCGAGCCGGGCGUCACGCCUCUCUCGGCCAUCCACCCCGGGUUCCGGCUGAUCAGUAACCGAACAGGCUGUGCGCUGCGGCCCGGCAUCAGCAAGUACCCCGAAUGGGGAUAUCACGCAUGGGAGGCGGCUUGCGACCCGAAAGGAUUAAAUCUCAAUGAUCCCAGCCAGGUGUUUCAGAUCGACGAGAACGUCAAUCCCAGGAUUCCGGCAGAGAAUCUAAAGGAGCGCUUCCAGCUAUCAACCAUCCAGAGGAUAAUCGAGAUGCACCGGGUAAUGUUCGCGUCCAACCAGCGUCUGACGUUCUACGAGUUUGAGGGCGAGGAGGGCAUCCAGAAGCACCUGAGCAGCCGGCCGUGGAUGUGGCCGGUGCUGUACCGCGGCUGUCCGGGCCACGCGUCCGACAUGCACUCGCUCUACUUUGUAGGCAGUCCGCAGGUGUACUUCCUGAACCUGGCAGUGCUCGCUCUGCUGCCCGUGCUGGCUGUCAGCUACGCCUACCGCCGCGCCCGGCAGACCACGCAAACAGAGCCCUCCCGGCUGGUGGAGGGAGUGGUGUUCCUGGCCACCGGCUGGGCGCUGCACUACCUGCCCUUCUGGGCCAUGGGACGCAUCCUCUACUUCCACCACUACCUACCGGCUUUCUUCUUCAGCACGAUGAUCACAGGGCUGCUGACGGACGCUGCCAUUGGUCGUCUGGAGGGCUUCCUCAGACCCGGGCUGCGGGCCUUCGUUCGGCCCACCGUUGUAGCAGCCUUCACAGCGUUCUACGUCAACAGCUUCAUCACCAACUGGGCUCUGGCGUUCGGACUCGUGACUGUAGAUGACGAGGCGCACCCGGAGACAAUCAAGGACCACUUCUACUUCGACUCCUGGCUACUGUAGCUGAAAGGGACCUACACCGCUUUUAUCUCCAUUCCGGCGGCAGAGUUUCAAGUCCGCAGUGGAGGAUGUACAGAAAGCCCGGCGAGCGGGGAAAGGAACGUUAUUCCGUCAUCAGAUCGAUCUUUCAAGAUGAAUUGAGUUGUUUGUUAUUGUUGUUACAGCUGUGGGCGGUGAUCGGCUGAGUUUUUUUUAUAUAUAGUACUCAUUGUCCGGAAUCGAACGGCUAAGAAUAAACAAGAGUCUGAUA
Amphibalanus amphitrite is the source of this 2563-nucleotide messenger RNA. Its product is annotated as protein O-mannosyl-transferase 2-like. Gene Ontology annotation, biological process: protein O-linked glycosylation. Bases 100 to 2316 code for a protein of 738 amino acids. The transcript is spliced from 16 exons. Lineage: Eukaryota; Metazoa; Arthropoda; Thecostraca; Balanomorpha; Balanidae. Gene Ontology annotation, molecular function: mannosyltransferase activity. The record is from RefSeq and is a predicted model, not a curated record. Gene Ontology annotation, cellular component: membrane.